Molecule: messenger RNA, 1752 nt
Organism: Trichoderma atroviride IMI 206040
Lineage: Eukaryota; Fungi; Ascomycota; Sordariomycetes; Hypocreales; Hypocreaceae
Biological process (GO): transmembrane transport
Cellular component (GO): plasma membrane
Molecular function (GO): transmembrane transporter activity
Source: RefSeq, a predicted model, not a curated record
AUGGCAAAUCCAACCGAAAGUACAGAAAUUGACAACACCGCGAACGUAUCAAACUCGCCACUAGCAGUGCCAAAUCAUCACACAACGGACCAAACAGUACAACAAACUGCUACUCCGGAUCUCGAAACCGAAGAGAGCGAGCUCAAAUAUCCUAUUUCUGCUUUGCGAGAAAAUGUCGAAAACAGUGGCAGGGCCAGCGAAGCACAGAAACGAGAAAUCCAAGGUACUAGAGGGCUUCUGGUUUGCACUUCGCUAUAUAUCAGCGCCUUGGUCUUUGGACUUGAUACUACUAUUGCUGCCGAUGUCCAGAGUUUUAUCAUUGAGGCUUUCGGCCAUGUUGACCAGCUAGCUUGGAUCGGUGCCGGGUUUUCUCUAGGCUCUGCUGCAAGUGUUUUGCCUGUUGGCAUAGCCUUUACAAAGUUCAACAUGAAAUGGGCCUAUAUCAUUUCAUUUGGACUUUUUGAACUGGGCUCUGCACUAUGUGGUGCUGCUCCUAAUAUAAGCACCAUCAUUAUCGGAAGAGUUAUUGCUGGCUCUGGAGGUGCCGGCUUAUUUGUCGGUUGCUUAAACUACUUCAGUGCAUUAACUGCUCCCUCAGAACGCGCCUUUUACAUCUCCAUUAUAGGAUUCUGCUGGGGAACAGGCGCAAUUUUAGGGCCCGUUGUCGGCGGCGCCUUUGCUAUUUCAUCCGCUUCCUGGCGGUGGGCCUUUUAUAUCAAUCUUCUUAUUGCUGCAGUCACAGCUCCUCUUUACUUGACCUUUUUGCCAUCUUUGCAUUUAGCAAAAGAUCAAAGUCUUUCAAAAAGAGUCGCCAACCUAGACUUUCUGGGAUUCAUGUUAAAUGCAGCCAUGUGGGCAACAUUUGCAAUAGCUGCAACUACAGCAGGUAUUCAAUGGCCCUGGCCUAGUGCGCAGGUCAUAGCUAUAUGGGCCGCAUUCGGUGUAUUAAUUAUUGGAUACAUUCUUCAGCAGUGGUUCUGCAUCUGCACAACAGCUCAGGACCGCAGUUUUCCUGUUCAUUUACUGGCAUCACGCACCCAAUUAUCUCUUUGCAUUGCCAUGGCCGCAAAUGCAGCAGCAGCAUUCUGCAUGAUUUAUUUUAUUCCGAUUUAUUUUCAAUUUGUCCAUGGGGAUAAAGCUCUUAUGGCUGCUGUACGACUUUUGCCCUAUAUAGCAGUUAAUGUCUGUACAAAUCUUGCAACAGGUCGCUUCCUACCACGAAUUCAGUACUACAUGCCGGUGUAUCUGAUAAGUGGAUUGUUCACUGUUAUUGGUAGCACCUCAUUCAUGGUAUAUCUUAGACCAUCAACCCAGCAAGGGGUUAUAUAUGGUCUUAUGAUUAUCCUUGGCGUUGGUACAGGCAUGACAUUUUCUCUCGGGUUUUCUAUAGCCAGUAUCAUGGCUGGCCCUUCAGAUGUUGGGCGGGCGAUUAGCUUACAGAACGUCUGCCGCCUGGGAGGCUCAACUAUCACACUAGUAAUAGCGGGUCAAAUCUUCCAGAGCUGCGCUAUGGCUAAUCUCGAAAAAGUGUUGGCAGGGGAAGGAUUUGUCGCUGAUGAGAUUCGGGGGGCUGUUGCAGGCGCUCAAAGCACCUUGUUCUCCGAGCUCCACGGAGUCUUGAAAGCAGAAGCAACAAAUGCUAUCACGGACGCUAUACAGCGCACUUUUGUUCUCGCCGUUGUUGGUGGAGGUGUGCUUGUUUUAGCUGCAAUUAGCAUGAGGAUCGAGAAGCUGUUCUCUGCAAAAACAUGA